Messenger RNA from Spodoptera frugiperda (fall armyworm), 15839 nucleotides. Its product is annotated as talin-1. NCBI's taxonomy places the organism in Eukaryota, Metazoa, Arthropoda, Insecta, Lepidoptera, Noctuidae. The record is from RefSeq and is a predicted model, not a curated record. Gene Ontology annotation, molecular function: actin filament binding; integrin binding; structural constituent of cytoskeleton. The coding region runs from base 170 to 15730 and encodes 5186 amino acids. The transcript is spliced from 126 exons. Gene Ontology annotation, cellular component: ruffle; cytoskeleton; plasma membrane. Gene Ontology annotation, biological process: cell-cell adhesion.
GGUAAACAGUUCUCUGUCAGUGAAUAAAGUGGUGUGGACAGUAUCAGUGCUGUGUCAGUUUAAAACUUUAACUGUAAGUUAUAGUAGUUAACGGAUUCUUUUUUAAAUAAGUGGAGGUGUUUUCAGUAAGUUCAGCGGGCUUGGAAGGGCGUGGUCGGACUAGUUCACAAUGCCGUCACUAUCGCUGAAGAUAGUGCUGGAUGAGGGCGCCGUGACGCGCAAGGUGAAGUUCAACACCAACAUGACGGUGAAGCAGGCGCUGGCCGUCGUCAAGGACAAGGUCAUCGUGCCUGAUAAGGGGAAAGAAUACGCAUUAUUCCUUCGCUCCGCUGACGAUGACCUGACGGGCGUGUGGCUGGAGGACGACAGGACCCUGGACUACUACAUGCUGCGGGACGGAGACUCCCUCGACUACAUCUGCAGGGUCCGGACGCUGAGGGUCAAGCUGCUGGAUGACACGGUGAAGACACUUCAAGUGGACGAGGCGAAGACUGUGGGCGAGCUGAUGAUGAGCAUAUGUAACCGCAUCGGUAUCACCAAUUAUGAUGAGUACGGAUUGUGCCACGAUGAAGAAGAAGAGACAGAAGAGCCGAAAGAAGUAAAAGAAGGCACUGGCACCCUGACCCUCAAGAGGAAGCAAGCCAAGCAGGAGCGUGAUGCUGCACUGGAACAGCUCAGCAAGAAGCUGAAGACUGAUGAUAAUGUGGAAUGGCUGGACCUCCACCGGUCUCUCCGAGAACAGGGUAUAGACCCCAAGGAGACCCUGCUGCUGAAGAGGAGGCUCUACUACUCCGACCGUAAUGUAGACUCCAGGGAUCCAGUCCAGCUCCAUCUCCUGUACGUCCAAACCAGGGACACCAUCCUCAAUGGCACGCAUCCAGUUACUGAACAGCAAGCCAUUCAGUUCGCGGGUAUCCAGUGCCAGGUGCAGUUAGGAGACUACCAGGAGAAGAAACACAAGACAGGCUUUAUUGAGAAGCUCGAGGAGUACCUGCCGGCGCAGUACCUGAAUGCGUGGAACGUUGAGAAGAAGAUUGCGAAGGAGUUCGCGCAGCACCAGGGGCUGAGCGAGCUGGAAGCCAAGUUCCUGUACAUCAAGACUGCCAGAGCAUUGCCCACUUAUGGAGUCACCUUCUUUUUGGUUAAGGAGAAACAAAAAGACAAGAAGAAGCUGGUUCCUCGCCUGCUGGGCAUCAACUCCCACGCCAUCCUGCGCCUGGACGAGGUGACGAAGGAGAUCCUGCAGGAGUGGCCGCUCACCCAUGUGAAGACCUACCACGCUGGGAAGUCGCAGACCUUCACGCUCAACUUUGGAGAUUAUAGUGACAAGGAGUACAGUGUAAAAACACAAGAUUGCCACCGUAUCCGGGACAUCUUGGAGGCCUACAUCGACAUCAUCAGGCGCCGGAUGCUGGCCAAGCCGAGCCGGGACCCUGGGGAGUCCAUGGCCAUCUGCCACGACAAUAUCCAGCAGGGCACGAGUCACUUGAUCCAACAUGUGUCCAACAGCCCAUCGAAGAUGGUGACCGAGACGUUUGUCGGUCCCAACAAACUCAUCACCAGUGAACAUGGGUCACAGCCGCAGUCCGGUACAAUGAUCACGACGGUGCAGCAGUUGGUGGUCACUGACCAUCUUCAGAACCAGCAAAUGGCACUGAAAGGUGAGAUGCCACUCCGCGGCGACAUGUCCAAGGACUGCAUCAAGAAGCUGAACAGGAUGAACUCCAACUCUGUGAAGAUUGUAGGACUACUCACAGAUCCAACGGAGAAUGACUAUGAAGAAAUCCAGAACAUUGUGCGAGCUAUGAAAGAAGAUUUCCCAGAUAUCGACAAGGGUGUGAAAGAGACAGCAGACAAGCAAGCUAUCGAGGAUGCGAAGAAGAUGCUGCUUGAUGAACUCCACGACCUGAACAACUUCAUGAAAAAGUUGGAGGCUGCUACUGCACCUGGAAAUAUCGGUCGUGAAGGUGCGAAGGAUGCGGCAGAGAACAUAGCAGACCUCACUACACAGAUAUACUUCUCUCUAGACCCCAAGACCAGGAGACGCAGCGAACUGAUCAGGCGUUCUCGGAACAAGAUGAAGGCAGGCGAGAAGUCGGAACAGAGCAUGCGCCGUGCAUCGUUCCUGGCGGCUGCAAACUCCGCGCAGCAUGCACUGGACAGCGCUGUGGAGACGCUGUAUGAGGACUAUACGGGUCCAAAGCCGGAUGCUGCUGAGCGUAUGAAGUUGGAGAAGGCGCUAGAGGAUAAAAUGGGCAAGCUCAAUGCUGCUAUAGCACUGUACCUAACUGCACAUUCUGACCCUGAGAACAUCGACUACGCUUCUGCCAUCAACUCCAUGAAUGCCAUCAACGAACUGAUGCCUGAAAUAGCCAAAGACACACAAAUCCUAGCGAGUACGUUGGCGCCGUCGUCUCGUGAGCAGUUGCUGGACGACAUGCAGGAGCUGUGCAACGCCACCAGGGCCGUCUGCGGCACCACCAGCGCUGAGGAUCAUGCGAAAAUGCAAGAAGCUACGAACCAGUACGCGGGUAUCGCCGGCAAGCUGAUAUCUACCUUCGCACGAGGAACUAAUGCCGACAAGGAACAUGAGAUAAUAGAGUUGGCGAAGGACGUUGGAGCCAAGACAUCGCUCCUGCUGGUGUCCACCAACGAGCUGACGUGUCAGGCAGCCUCCGAGCCUGCUGCGGCUGACGUGGACACUGCCGGAGUGAGGGUCGCAGGAGCUGCUACCGACCUUAUUGCUUGUGCACAGUUAACUGCCCCAGCGAUCCACGAGCCUCACUGCCAGAGUGCGCUGACAGCAGCCUGCGAAGGUAUCAGCUCCUCCGUGCACCAGCUGGAGACCGCCUGGCGGCCACUGCUAGAGGACCAGACCAGGCGGCCCAUGAAUGACCAGCUGCACUCCAGGGUCGUGGAUGUGGGGAAGGCGUUGGAGAGGCUGAAGGAUGCCUAUGCUAAUUUGGAAGGUACAGGUGUCGACGACGAUGACUCGUCACUUCCGGCACAAGAGCGGAAGCGGCUCAAGUUCAUCACGACCAUGAAUGGAGCUAAGGGCAGACUGCGAGGUGUCGAGGAUUUGUGGAACCAGCAAUCGGCGACUGGCGCUCCGUCGAACGAGCAGAAGGCAGAGGCUCAGCGUCGCAUGGAGCAGAGCAUGGCGCAGCUGAAUGCUGCCAUCGCCGCACUGGCUGCCGCUACUGCUGACCGAGAGAACCCAGACUACGCGACUGCGGAGCUGGCGAUAGCUACCAUAUCGGAGCUGAUGCCACAAAUUGUUAAAGACGCAGAGAUAGCGAGCUCCGACAAGGACGAGGCGACGCGCAACGCCAUGCAGAACAACAUUCGCGCCCUCUGUGAGGCCACGAGGAAGAUUUGCGAAGGAGACGGCUACAAACACGUUGACGGUGAGGAAGCUGCCACCUUCGCGGCUGCAUCUGGCAAGCUGCUGUUCCUCAUCAGCCCCGGAGCUGAUAAAGGAAGGCAGAAGUUUAUCAUGGAAGAGGCGGCAAUAGCACAAGAACACGCGGCUCAGCUGGUGGCAGGCGCUCAUCGGCUGCAGAACCAAGUCCCAGAACACACAGCAGCUGAGCUGGGCAGCCGGGCUGCUCGGACUGCUGACGCUGCUAACGCGCUGGGGGCUGUGGCACAGGUUACUGCCCCAAGCAUCUCUUCACCUCGUUGUCAAGACGCUCUGAGCUCUGCAGCCUCUCAGCUCCUAGGGUCUGCAGACUCAUUGACGUCAGCCUGCCAGCUGCAGGCGCAUGAACAACCGGAGUUGCAGGCGCAGUGUGCAGUCUUAACCGACACACACCAGCAACUAGCUGACAGUCUACACAGACUGACUGAUGCCUGCAAUGUAGGACAAGGCGGUCAUUCUAUGAAGGAGCCUUCAGCGCAGCAGGAGAGGAAACGUCUUCAGUUCGUGAAGGGCACGGCUGCAGCCAAACAACGCCUGGACGCUGCAGCACAGCAGCUUAACAAGCCCAUGAGCUGUCACAUGAUGGAGGAAGGUCAUGCCGCAGCGCUAGGACAGAAACUCAACGACCGCCUAGCUCAGCUUAAUGCAGCUGUUGCAGCACUCGCAGCCGCCACAUCAGAUCGCGAGCACCCAGACUACGAGGCUGCCGAAAAAGCAGUGAACUCCAUUUCACAAAUAAUGCCACAUCUGAUACAAGAUUCUCAAAUGCUAUGCGGCACGAAGUCAGACGCGGAGCAGGCGGCCAUGUUGCAGGAGCUGCGCGCGCUGUGUGAGGCCACGCAGGAGCUGUGUGACAAUGCUGGACAGGCUCAGGGUGUGGGAGAUGCUAUUGCCAAAUACACAGACGCAUCGACAAAGUUGGUGUACUGCGCCACUCCUCGAGCUGACAAUGAGAUGGAGAAUGAGAUUCUUGGUUUGACAACGGAUGCUUGUGGCAAGGCAUCGGAGCUGCUGAGCCAGGUGCAGCAGCUGACGGAGCGCGUGGCAGAUGCAGGCGCAGCCGCGGAGCUGGACCGCUGCGGGGCCAGCGCUGCAGAUGCCGCGCAGGCACUGCUCACUGUCGCACAAGCUACUGCAUCGACCAUGGAUAGUCCUUGUUGCAAAGACCAGCUGAUCUCAGCGGCGCAGAAGCUGCGUGGCUGCGCGGACGAGCUGACGGCGUCGUGCGAGCCUCACACAGCUCAGCUCCCGGACGCACGCCGCCAGCUCGGCGCCUCGCACCGACAGCUUGCUGACAGUCUUGACAAACUGGUGCAGGCUUGUAAGAAAAUACCAGAAGCUUCUCAGAGCAGCGUGUCACAACCUCAGAGAGAGAAGCAGCGACUCAAGUUCAUGAACAGCUUGACGGGAGCCAGGAACCGACUCUACGACUCCGAGCAACAGCUCAAACAGCCAUUGCCAAAGCAUCAGCUGACCCCUGAACAGGCAGCAGCUUUAGAACAGAGGCUGUCGCAGCGUCUGGCGCAGCUUAACGCUGCAGUGGCUGCACUUGCUGCUGCUAAAGACGACCCUAAGAACCCAGACUGGAUAGCUGCAGAACAGGCUGUGAAGGAAAUAUCUGAACUAAUGCCGCUCAUUGUACAAGAUUCCCGCCAAUUAUCAAGCACGAAGGAUGGAGCCGGCCAGGCGGCCAUGUUGGAAGAACUGAAGGCUUUAAGCCACGCCAGCCGCAGUCUGUGUGAAAACUCCGAAACUGAUCCUACAAUAAGUACAAAGGAUUUCCAUAAGGCGGCCAGCAAACUGAAGUUUAUUGUAAGCCCUACUUCUGACAAAACCAAGGAAAAACAGGUAGUGGAGCUAGGAAAGGCAGCAUGCAAGCAGGCGGAACGUCUAGCACUUAACGCACAGACUGCCUGCCCUGCGCAGGCGCCGCUAGCCUCGCGCCUACAGGAGGCCGCUGGUAGCUUGGACUCUGUGGUACAGGCCACAAGUCCCAGCCCAUCAGACCCAAGAUGUGGAGCAGCAGUUAAGUCGUCUGCAGACAACGUGCGCCACUGUGCAGAACAGCUCACGUCUUCCUGUGAGCCACCGCUGAUGAUGCGACCAGAAGCCUGGCAACAACUGCUGUCCUGUCAGAGACAGCUGACGAAUGACCUUGACAAACUCGUCCAGGCUUAUCAACCCGAAGUUAGCGGUCCCAUUGGCACCGGUUCAGGGCACCAAGAACAACAACGUCUCAAGUUCAUCAACAGUGCGUCUGGUGCGAAGGGUCGUCUGAAUGCAGUUGACAAAAUGCUGAAAGAGCCGUUGGUGUGCCAGCUGAUGAAGGAAGAUGACGGCGCGGCACUACAGCGCAGGCUCGGGGCGCGCGUGGCGCAGCUCAACGCCGCCGUGGCCGCGCUCACUGCUGCCACCGCAGACCGCGAGCACCCUGACUACGCGGCGGCAGACCAGGCCAUUCAGCAAAUUGCCCAACUCAUGCCGCAAGUGGUACAAGAGUCCCGCACGCUAUGCGGCACGAAGUCAGACGCGGAGCAGGCGGCCAUGUUGCAGGAGCUGCGCGCGCUGUGUGAGGCCACGCAGGAGCUGUGUGACAAUGCUGGACAGGCUCAGGGUGUCAGUGACGCUGCCGCCAAGUUCUCCGCGGCGUCAGGCAAGUUGGUGUACGUCGUCAGCCCCAAGACACAGGAUGCUCACGAGAAACAGGUACUGGCCCUGGCCGCCACGUCGUGUGGCAAGGCGUCGGAGCUGCUGAGCCAGGUGCAGCAGCUGACGGAGCGCGUGGCAGAUGCAGGCGCAGCCGCGGAGCUGGACCGCUGCGGGGCCAGCGCUGCAGAUGCCGCGCAGGCACUGCUCACUGUCGCACAAACGACAGCACCGACUAUCAACGACCCUCAGUGCCAGAAACAGCUGAUCUCAGCGGCUCAGAAGCUGCGUGGCUGCGCGGACGAGUUGACGGCGUCGUGCGAGCCUCACACAGCUCAGCUCCCGGACGCACGCCGCCAGCUCGGCGCCUCGCACCGACAGCUUGCUGACAGUCUCGACAAACUGAUACAGACUUGUCGAUCAGUACCACGUGGUACCCUAGGCGGCGUCAGUUCAGAGCAGCAAGAACAGCAACGUCUCAAGUUCAUCAACAGUGCAUCUGGUGCGAAGGGUCGUCUGAAUGCAGUUGACAAAAUGCUGAAAGAGCCGUUGGUGUGCCAGCUGAUGAAGGAAGAUGACGGCGCGGCACUACAGCGCAGGCUCGGGGCGCGCGUGGCGCAGCUCAACGCCGCCGUGGCCGCGCUCACUGCUGCCACCGCAGACCGCGAGCACCCUGACUACGCGGCGGCAGACCAGGCCAUUCAGCAAAUUGCUCAACUCAUGCCGCAAGUGGUACAAGAGUCCCGCACGCUAUGCGGCACGAAGUCAGACGCGGAGCAGGCGGCCAUGUUGCAGGAGCUGCGCGCGCUGUGUGAGGCCACGCAGGAGCUGUGUGACAAUGCUGGACAGGCUCAGGGUGUCAGUGACGCUGCCGCCAAGUUCUCCGCGGCGUCAGGCAAGUUGGUGUACGUCGUCAGCCCCAAGACACAGGAUGCUCACGAGAAACAGGUACUGGCCCUGGCCGCCACCUCGUGUGGCAAGGCAUCGGAGCUGCUGAGCCAGGUGCAGCAGCUGACGGAGCGCGUGGCAGAUGCAGGCGCAGCCGCGGAGCUGGACCGCUGCGGGGCCAGCGCUGCAGAUGCCGCGCAGGCACUGCUCACUGUCGCACAAACGACAGCUCCGACUAUCGAAGACCCUCAGUGCCAGAAACAGCUGAUCUCAGCGGCGCAGAAGCUGCGUGGCUGCGCGGACGAGCUGACGGCGUCGUGCGAGCCUCACACAGCUCAGCUCCCGGACGCACGCCGCCAGCUCGGCACCUCGCACCGGCAGCUUGCUGACAGUCUUGACAAACUGAUACAGACUUGUCGAUCAGUACCUCGUGGUACCCUCGGCGGUGUCAGUUCAGAGCAACAAGAACAACAACGUCUCAAGUUCAUCAACAGCGCAUCUGGUGCGAAGGGUCGUCUGAAUGCCGUUGACAAAAUGCUGAAAGAGCCGUUGGUGUGCCAGCUGAUGAAGGAAGAUGACGGCGCGGCACUACAGCGCAGGCUCGGGGCGCGCGUGGCGCAGCUCAACGCCGCCGUGGCCGCGCUCACUGCUGCCACCGCAGACCGCGAGCACCCUGACUACGCGGCGGCAGACCAGGCCAUUCAGCAAAUUGCUCAACUCAUGCCGCAAGUGGUACAAGAGUCCCGCACGCUAUGCGGCACGAAGUCAGACGCGGAGCAGGCGGCCAUGUUGCAGGAGCUGCGCGCGCUGUGUGAGGCCACGCAGGAGCUGUGUGACAAUGCUGGACAGGCACAGGGUGUCAGUGACGCUGCCGUCAAGUUCUCCGCGGCAUCGGGCAAGUUGGUGUACGUCGUCAGCCCCAAGACACAGGAUGCUCACGAGAAACAGGUACUGGCCCUGGCCGCCACCUCGUGUGGCAAGGCAUCGGAGCUGCUGAGCCAGGUGCAGCAGCUGACGGAGCGCGUGGCAGAUGCAGGCGCAGCCGCGGAGCUGGACCGCUGCGGGGCCAGCGCUGCAGAUGCCGCGCAGGCACUGCUCACUGUCGCACAAACGACAGCACCGACUAUCAACGACCCUCAGUGCCAGAAACAGCUGAUCUCAGCGGCUCAGAAGCUGCGUGGCUGCGCGGACGAGCUGACGGCGUCGUGCGAGCCUCACACAGCUCAGCUCCCGGACGCACGUCGCCAGCUCGGCGCCUCGCACCGACAGCUUGCUGACAGUCUUGACAAAUUAAUGCAAACUUGUCGAUCAGUGCCACAUGAUACCAUAGGCGGCGUCAGUUCAGAGCAACAAGAACAACAACGUCUCAAGUUCAUCAACAGUGCGUCUGGUGCGAAGGGUCGCCUGAAUGCAGUUGACAAAAUGCUGAAAGAGCCGUUGGUGUGCCAGCUGAUGAAGGAAGAUGACGGCGCGGCACUACAGCGCAGGCUCGGGGCGCGCGUGGCGCAGCUCAACGCCGCCGUGGCCGCGCUCACUGCUGCCACCGCAGACCGCAAGCACCCUGACUACGCGGCGGCAGACCAGGCCAUUCAGCAAAUUGCUCAACUCAUGCCGCAAGUGGUACAAGAGUCCCGCACGCUAUGCGGCACGAAGUCAGACGCGGAGCAGGCGGCCAUGUUGCAGGAGCUGCGCGCGCUGUGUGAGGCCACGCAGGAGCUGUGUGACAAUGCUGGACAGGCUCAGGGUGUCAGUGAUGCUGCCGCCAAGUUCUCCGCGGCGUCAGGCAAGUUGGUGUACGUCGUCAGCCCCAAGACACAGGAUGCUCACGAGAAACAGGUACUGGCCCUGGCCGCCACCUCGUGUGGCAAGGCAUCGGAGCUGCUGAGCCAGGUGCAGCAGCUGACGGAGCGCGUGGCAGAUGCAGGCGCAGCCGCGGAGCUGGACCGCUGCGGGGCCAGCGCUGCAGAUGCCGCGCAGGCACUGCUCACUGUCGCACAAACAACAGCUCCGACUAUCAACGACCCUCAGUGCCAGAAACAGCUGAUCUCAGCGGCGCAGAAGCUGCGUGGCUGCGCGGACGAGCUGACGGCGUCGUGCGAGCCUCACACAGCUCAGCUCCCGGACGCACGCCGCCAGCUCGGCGCCUCGCACCGACAGCUUGCUGACAGUCUCGACAAACUGAUACAGACUUGUCGAUCAGUACCACGUGGUGCUCUAGGCGGCGUCAGUUCAGAGCAACAAGAACAGCAACGUCUCAAGUUCAUCAACAGUGCGUCUGGUGCGAAGGGUCGUCUGAAUGCAGUUGACAAAAUGCUGAAAGAGCCGUUGGUGUGCCAGCUGAUGAAGGAAGAUGACGGCGCGGCACUACAGCGCAGGCUCGGGGCGCGCGUGGCGCAGCUCAACGCCGCCGUGGCCGCGCUCACUGCUGCCACCGCAGACCGCGAGCACCCUGACUACGCGGCGGCAGACCAAGCCAUUCAGCAAAUUGCCCAACUCAUGCCACAAGUGGUACAAGAGUCCCGCACGCUAUGCGGCACGAAGUCAGACGCGGAGCAGGCGGCCAUGUUGCAGGAGCUGCGCGCGCUGUGUGAGGCCACGCAGGAGCUGUGUGACAAUGCUGGACAGGCUCAGGGUGUCAGUGAUGCUGCCGCCAAGUUCUCCGCGGCGUCAGGCAAGUUGGUGUACGUCGUGAGCCCCAAGACACAGGAUGCUCACGAGAAACAGGUACUGGCCCUGGCCGCCACCUCGUGUGGCAAGGCAUCGGAGCUGCUGAGCCAGGUGCAGCAGCUGACGGAGCGCGUGGCAGAUGCAGGCGCAGCCGCGGAGCUGGACCGCUGCGGGGCCAGCGCUGCAGAUGCCGCGCAGGCAUUGCUCACUGUCGCACAAACGACUGCUCCAACAAUCAGCGACCCUCAGUGCCAGAAGCAGGUGAUCUCAUCCGCGCAGAAGCUGCGACGCUGCGCCGACGGGCUCAUAGCCACGUGCGAGCCGCACACAGCUCAGCUACCGGACACCCGCCGACAACUUGGCUCCUCACAUCGCCAGCUUGAUGAAAGUCUUGAUAAAUUGGUGCAAGUAUGCCACUCCGCUUCUGGUGCUGACGUGGUGCUGUCUCCUCAGCAAGAGCAGCAACGUUUGAAGUUCGUGAACUCCAUGUCUGGAGCCAAGAGUAGGCUGGACACAGCAGAGCAACAGAUGAAGAAACCGGUCAUAGUCAAACCACUGCAGCAGGCAGAUACUGCAGUUUUGCAGCAACAACUGUCCCGGCGUCUGGCGCAGCUCAACGCAGCUCUGGCUGCCCUGGCUGCCGCUACCCAAGAUGGCAAGAACCCAGAUUACCCGGCAGCAGAACGGGCAGUCACCACAGUAAUCGAGCUAAUGCCAGAAAUCGUUCAAGACUCCCACAAGAUAUGUGGCACGAAGGAGCCAGCGGAACAGGCGGCCAUGAUGGAGGAGCUUAGAGAGCUGUGUGAAGCCAGUCGCACCAUUUGUGAUAGUGCGGGACAUCCUAUUAAAUUAAACGAAGCUUCCGCGAAGUUGGCGGAUGCUUCUAGUAAGCUGCUCUACAUAGUCAGUCCAGAAGGCAAGCGCCCAGGAGAUGCUACCCGUGGUCCAAAACCAGCAGUGCAGCCUCGCAAACCAGCCGUACCAGCGCGAGACUCCAAGCAUACUGUGGCUAAAGCAGUGCGCUCAGGACAGGCACCUGAAGCACAGAGCUUCCUUGAUGCCAUGCGUGCAGAGGAAUCUGGAGGCCUCGUCAAAACUUCCAAGACUGCUGAGGAAGAGAAGCUUGCACGUAAGGAAUUCUCGCAUAUGAUUGAGAAUGCUGAAAGGGGGCUGAAAUCUGCAGAAGAAGGACUUCAAACGCUAUAUAAAACAAAGAACGCGACAACUGCUGGUCAGUCCCUACCAGCCCUGGAAGUAGUCAGGAGAGAGCAGCACAUGGAAGACACCCUCGCUAAGGCUGGCAUCGAAGUGGCUGCACUGGUGUCUGCUAAUUAUGCAGACAAGCUGGACUACAAAGCUGCAAUGAAGCCUACUUUGUCGCUCACGGAGUCUGUCAGAAGCGUUGUCAACGAUGGUAGCGCAAUCUGCUCUUCUAUGCCUGAUGAUGCUCGCAAGAAGUUCUUGGAAGACAUGAUCGGACUCUGCCAAUCAACCAAAAUCUUAUGUGACACCGCCAAGUCUGAUAAAGAAAAACUGAACGACGCGGCGAUAGUUUUCGGAGACCAGUCCGUCAAAUUAUUACGUGUGGUCAGCUGUAAUGUGGAUCCUGCCCUGGAGAAGGAGGCUAUAUCACGAGCUAAAGCUAUAGGCGAUGCUGCAUCCAGGCUGGCUCUGGAAGCCACGAGCUUGGCCAGUAGCACUAGUGAGACGAACAAUCCCGGGACUGCGGACUCGCAGGUCCGGGACAUUUGUGCUGCCGGCACUAGCUGCGUCGACUCUGCCGGGAAACUCGUCUACACCGCUAAGCUCAUUGCGCCCACAAUACACCACGAGACCUGCCAGGAUGCCCUGGUAUCCUCAGCAGACAACCUAUCAUCAUCCCUCACCACGUUCAGCAACACCCUGGCUCCUCUUGCCUCGACCCAGCAUCCUAACGUCCAGAAACUGUUGGGAGAAGCUGGUCAUCUUGAGAAGCUGGUAGAAAAGUUGAGGAAAGAUGUAAGAGCUGGUAAAUUUGGCAAGAGGAGGGAGGUAGACCCUGUAGUGGACCUGGACUUCCCCUUGAGGAAUUUGACUGAGAAGAUCAUUGAGAAUGCUAAGAACAUGGUACGAGACGACACCAUGGACGCGCAGACCAAGAAGCAGUACAAAGAUUACUGCGGGAAGCUGGAAGAGGCUCUGCGCGCUCUGGACCUGGCCAACGCGCGGUACCAACGAGCGCCUCAUGACCAUAACAAACGCGAUGAGUUCGAGAUGAACAUUGACGAGCUGCAGAUGACAGUGCUGCAGGCCAGACCUGCUAGAGCUGGGCAGGAACAGAACAAUAUUGUGGACUUCAGGGACUUCUUGCAAGACCUGGUGAACGAAGCUGGAACCCUUGAGAAGACGGUCAGGAAGAACGAGGGUCCUAUAGGCAAGAGGACCAGCGAGGACAUCAAAAUGCUGUGCAGUAAAAUAAGCGAGGAUGCGUCGAGGUUAUUGAACCCGAGUGACAACUUCGGUGAUGGUGUCACCGUUAUGAACACUGUCGAUGAUAUUCUUGAUAUCGACUUGUUUGGACAGGAGUGUGAUACUCUGGUGAAGGAGAUAAAUAACUCCAUCCAAGGCGUCCAGGAUCAGAAGACGCGACAGGAACUCCUCGCCAAGUCACUGCCGAUGUUGGAGAGCUGCUACUUGUUGAGAUUUGCAACAAAUAGUCAUAUAAUGGCUACCCAGAGUUCAGCAUACAACGAGAUUAUACAGAAUCUGGACGAGUUCAAGAGUACCACAAUGAGCACGUUGGCUAAGGAAGCUGCCAAGAAGAGCACCAAGCAGACCAAGUCGUACUCGAGUGCGCUGGGCUCACAGUGCUGCCAGGCCCGCGCCAGCUCGCGCCUGGUGGCGGCCGGGCAGCGCGCCGCGCGCGGCGACCCGCACGACCUCGUGCGCGCCGUCACACACUAUGCCGUCUCCAGCGCUGCACGACCACCUGUGGUCACAAUGGAACAGGCUUACGAAGUCCCUAAACGGGCACAAAUGAUGACGAUGUCGGAUCAAGUCGAGGACGUACCCUUGGAACUGGAGAAACAUGUCGAAAAAGAGAAUAGAUACUUUGCCACUAUGAGUAGGAUAGUGGAUACGACACAUGGGAUCACGAGUGCUCACAAAGUCUGUGCACCAAGCAUUUAUAUUGGUGUCUACCCACAAAACAAUAAAGCAAACAAACAUCUAAAGGAACUAAGUGAGCUGGAUUACAAGCUCUACCCAAAACAGGUCUCGACCCAGGUACUGAAUAGCGACGACAUCGACAGGCUGCUACUAUGCCCCCGAGAAACCGUGGAGGGGACUCCCAAGCAACUGGAAGAGAAGCUGCAGCAGUUGUCGUCGAAGCUGAGUUCGAUGGGCAGCUCGGUGGUGCUGAGCGUGAGCAGCCCCAGCAGCCUGGCGCGCAGCCUGCACGCUGCUGCUCAGUCGGCUGUGCAGCUCGCCAACACUGCGCGCGCAUUAGCUGAUAAAAAGAGACCAGCCCAAUGCAAGCUGAUCGAAGAUGCUGCACAUGAGAUGUGUCUCUCUACCUAUAGCCUGCUGAAGACUUCUGAACUAGUCUGUCAGGAACCAAACCAUCACGACGCCAAGAGGAAGCUGCUGGAAGCGUGCCGUCACCUGAACGACUCCAUCAACAAACUGGUGCGUAGUACAGCCACAGGGAAGAAGACGGCGGUGGGCCGUGCGUGCGGCGAGGCGGGGCGCAGCCUGGCGCUGCACCGCGGCAUGCUGCAGGCUGCACCGCGCCCGCCGCUCGCCUCCUCCUAUGCACUCAGCGUGCACACCAUGCAGUCCCAGCGAGAUGUGCUCAAUAAACUGAACAGCGACGAGGCGAUGUCCCGCGAGGAGUUCUUGAAGAGCAUGAACUAUGCCGUGACCGCCGUCAACAACAGCGCGGAGUGCGCUGCGCAGGCUGCCUACCUGAUAUCCGUAUCAGACCAAGAUAAGUCAAUUGGUCUGAAAGGCCCGGUGGACGUUGGCAAGCUGCAGAAGGCCAUCCAGGCGGUCGAGGAGACCUGCAUCUCCAUCAUCACCACCAAUGACGAUAUACAGUUGGUUGAAGAGCAGAAAGCUCUUAACGGUCACAUUAAGGAUCUGAAGGACGCCAUGAAGGAUGCUGUGGAGAAGACGAAGGAAGGGGAACUGCAAGCCAUGCUGAAGGAGUGCACCAAUGAGCUGCUGAACUCUCACCUUAGGCUGGACCAAGCCAUAGAAGCUAACUUUGGAGACAAGGAGGUAAUUACAUCAAAGGUAGCGGAUUUGAUGCACGACGUGAGCAACGUUGCCUGCUUGGCGGAACACCCUGAUCUGGUGCCCGUCGCCACCGACAUCUCUGCUGAUACCCAGAAACAUGUAGACGAGAUUGUCAAGAAUUCACUCACUCUCCUCUCAAACACGGAGGAUCUGGUGAAACAAGUGAAGGCGGCCCCUGAGGAGCCGGAGACCAUGAAGUGGGUGAUGUUCAACAAGAGGAAGGAUGUGCUGGACGCCUUCGAGAACCUUCUGAAGAGUGUCAGGGCCAGCGGUGAACGUGUGAACCUUCUAGAAGCUGCAGUAGAGGAGCCAGAGGAAGAGAAGAAGAGUUAUGUGGAAACACAGUUCGACUUAGCUUCCAAAUGGCUUUCGAAGCCGAUGUGCAAGCCGGAGGUGAAGGCGAAGGGACAGGAGGCAGUGCGCAACCUCGUGGAGGUGGCUAAUAAGGUGGCAGAAGAUCUGCAAGGCUCAGACAAGGAAGACAUGAGGAACCUGAUUGUGGAGACGGAACAGCUGCUGAAGGACUGCAGCCAGAAAUAUGACCACGAGCAGUACAGUGUGCUACUGGAGCGUGUCCGAGAGCUGAAGAAGGGGGUGUCGCGAGGAGUGGUCUCCAAGCUGGUGCAGGACUUCAUGCAGGCUGAGGAACCUCUCGCUGACCUUGACCUCAUCGCCGAGUAUGAACAAGACGAGUCCAAACGCAAGUUUAUGCUGGAGAAGAAGAUAGCCGAGCUGCUGGCACAGCUGGGCAGGGUGACCGGCACCGCGCGCCUCGUCGCGCACACUCACGCGCACCGCGCACACGACAUCAACCAGUGCAGCCAACAGACCGAGUUGCUGGCUCCAAUGCUAGUGAAAGCUGCUCAGGAAAGAAUUGCGCGUCCUGACGACAAGGCUGUAAUAGAGAACUACAAAUCACUGCUGGCCAAGUAUGCGGAGUCGAUGUCCAAGAUUCGAGACCUGUGCGACCAAUCUGUUGACCCCAUGGAGUUCGUCCAGACUGCCGGUGAGACGAUAGAGCGCAUGCGCGAGGAGUCGUCCACACACAACGACCCGCUGCACAACGCACACACAUCCACUGCCAUCUCCAAGUUGGCCAACCGCGUGAUCCACGUGGGCAUGUCGUCGAGCACGGCGCGCCGCGACCCCGAGCUGCAGCGCGCGCUGGCCGAGGCGCAGCACCAGCUGGCCGCCGCCACGCCCGCGCCAGACACGCGCGCCAGCAGGAUGCCAGACUUCAAGGACACCACUGCCAGGAUUCUACAAGCAACCGAGGAGGUGGAGUCCCUGCUGUGUGGAGAGACCAUCUUCAAGCAACAGCCUACACAGGACCAACCCAUCUUUAACGAAGCAAUGAACCUACACGUGGCUAUCCGCGACUGGUCCUCCCGCGACAAUGAGAUCGUGGCGGUGGCCAAGCGGAUGGCGGUCCUCAUGGCCAAGCUGUCCAACUUCAUGAAUAAUGACAAGCAACGCGAGGUGCUGGCGACGUCAAAGUCGAUAGUGUCGGAGUCCCACGAGGUGGCGCGCCUGGCCAAGAAACUUGCGCACGAGUGUACCGACCAUAGGAUCAAGACGAACUUACUGCAAACCUGCGAGAGGAUCCCCACCAUCAGCGGCCAGCUCAAGAUGUUGACCACCGUCAAAGGAUUCUCGCUCGGAAGACAUGGUACUGAGGAAGACAAGGAGGCGAUGGACAUGCUCGUGGGCAACGCGCAGAGUCUCAUGUUGAGUAUACAAGACGUGGUGAAGGGCGCAGCGAGUGCCUCAGUGAAGAUAAUGUCACAGCGCGGGCCGCGCAUGAAGUGGGUGCGGAAAACUGUCUACUGACACCCCUAGCCAUUACAUAGCGUUACUAUUAUGACAUAUUAUGUUAAUUACAUUCCUUUAUUAAGAUAUUAAAUGUAUUAAGUAUACAAAUAGAUAUGGGUAAAAUAAA